ACAUUCAUCGUGGGCCACAUCACGGAAGGUGGGAGAUUUUGACGAGGCAGAGAGGUGAUGAUGCAAGCGGGCAUCUGUGGUGAGAGUGGAAGCUGUCUUUAUUGUCGAAUGGGGCAUCAGUUUGUUGAUUACUGAGGACGAUCCGUGGUUAAUCUUGUCUUGUAGAGAGUGAGUUGCAGAGACUUGUAGUUCAGGUACAGAAGGAAGGGGAAAUAUGAGGGACGUUACUAAUGCAUCUGCCACAGCUCUCGGCAAUUCUCCGGCAACGGACGGAGAUUUCGGAAGCUCCAAUGUUGUCAGUAACCCCGCUCCUCUUCCCAAGAAGAAGAUAUGUUGCGCAUGCCCCUCGACAAAGAGGUUACGUGAUGAGUGCAUAGUCAUGCAUGGCGAGGAUGCUUGCAAGAAGUGGAUCAACGCUCACAAAGAAUGCUUGAGGUCGGAAGGAUUCAAGGUAUAAUGAUCAAACGUUAUUGAGACGAGCGGGAGUUUUCUCUUAUCCAGUGAAGUGAUGAACGAAGAGAAGCGAUGUACAUCUUAUUGUCAUUCAUUGAUAUCUUCUUGGGCGAAUUUCUGUCAUAGCGCCCCUGUGUUAUUUUCAUCGUUGGAACUCGGGGAAAGCUGAGCAGGGGAAAAGAAUCACUGUAAUUGGUCAAUUUCAGUGAUUCUAUAUAUUUCAGUGAUUUCAGUAUAGAAUCGAGCUUACUUAGGAGAAACCUGAGCGUUCAUAGGUAGAUUAGAAGAUUUUGAUAUGGUCCGAACACUACUACGAUAAAACAUUACAUCCGUCCAAUUUUGUCACCACCAAUUCUAUCAUUAAUACGCCGAAUUACGGUACACAAGUUUGUCACC
This is a messenger RNA of Marchantia polymorpha subsp. ruderalis, 849 nucleotides long. Lineage: Eukaryota; Viridiplantae; Streptophyta; Marchantiopsida; Marchantiales; Marchantiaceae. The record is from the annotation of a GenBank genome assembly.